ACAGCUCGACUGUGCAGAUAUUGCGCUGUUAGCUGUAUGAAGCACGUUUAGCACGUUUAGCGUAAAGUAUGACGAUCCUGUGGAACUAACUCUUGUGCGGAAGGCGGUGCAUCAAAUGUACUGUAGCGUUUAGUAUGUCUUAAAACUGUUUAGGCCUACAAUAAAUAAAUUACAUGUAACUAGCGUAUAACAUAAAUUAACAAUUGAAAUUGCAAACGACUACAUACUUUGUGGAAUCACGACUUGAAGAUUGAAGAUGACUCUGCAGUGGACAGUAGUAGCAACCUUCCUAUACAUUGAAAUAGGUGUUCUUCUGAUUCUAUGUUUGCCAUUCAUAUCUGCACAGAGAUGGCUGAAGAUUUUCAAAUUUAGAAUAUGGGGUCGAGUUGCCCCCUAUUGGAACAAAGGCUUCCUCACAAUGAUUGUUGUUCUGAUUGUACUCUUUCUCGAUGCUGUUCGAGAAGUGAGAAAGUACUCGGGUACAGACGCCAACAAAGAUGCCAAGCUUAACCCAAAUAUGUUUGAUCACCUCCACAUGAAGCUAUUCAGGUCUCAGAGGAACCUUUACAUUUCAGGAUUCUCCCUUUUCCUAUGGCUCACCCUAAGACGUGUAGUGACCCUCAUUACACAACUUGCCACUGCACAGGGAACAAGUGAUGCCUUACAGACUCAGGCAGAAAAUACAAAUGCGGCUGCUAAGAAAUACAUGGAAGACAAUGAACGAUUAAAAUCGGCUUUAAAGAAAGGAAAAGGAAAUGAAGGUGAAAACAUUGUGGAGGAUGAACGCAACAAGCUGAAGGAAGAAAUUGAAAAGCUGAAAGAUGAACUUAAGAAAACAUCUGAAGCUCUGACAAAGUCAAAGAAUGAAGUGGAGGCAGUGAAAAAGCAAUCGGAUGGCUUGGCUAGAGAAUACGAUCGACUCCUGCAGGAACAUGAAAAGAUUCAGAAUCUUGCUGAAGCAAAGAAUAACAAGAAGGACCACUAGAGUCUGAAGAUUUUACUUUAUAUGGCUGUUUAACUUGUUACAGGUUUGAUUGUUUUACAUUUGACACAAAAUGGGACAAAACACAAGCCAAAUAACUAAAGGAUGAUUUCUGCUUUUGCUUUUUUGUGGUCUACACAGUGCUAAAGUGUGCAUAAAUGUUUAAAAGGUUUAAAUGAAGAGCAAAUUUUAAUUAAAUUAUAGUUUGUUUUACAGUACAUUUGUGCUCUUCAGAUAUCAGGAACCACAUUAGAUUUAUUUUUUAAUGUAUUGUUUGCAGUGGAUUUUCUUUUGUUAUGUUUUUGUUACAAAACUGUAAAGAUAAAGUUAAUUAUGUUUAAAAUACACUGUGAAUUAGUUGGAAUGUAGUUUAAAAAGUAAACAUUUUUGAGAGGUCUGGUUUAAUGGCCUCCGAAGAAAGUGCCAAACAGCUUGUGUUCAACCCAGCUGUCUUUUCUAUUUACUAAUAAGAUUGAUAAUAAAAUAAUAAGAUUGAUACACCAACUAUAAUAUUAUUAAUGUUUGUAAUGCAUAGACUCAUAUUGUUUGACCUGCGCUUAUCUUCUAGUUCUAUAAAUACAACAAAGAGCAAAUUAUUAAAAAAUGUAAAUGGUUUGAAAGUAUAUGUAACAAUAUUCUUUUUCAUAAUAUAAAACAUAUGAACUAUUUUUCAAAUAAAAACAAGUGCUGUGUUUGUAAAAAA
Molecule: messenger RNA, 1685 nt
Organism: Acipenser ruthenus (sterlet)
Lineage: Eukaryota; Metazoa; Chordata; Actinopteri; Acipenseriformes; Acipenseridae
Product: B-cell receptor-associated protein 29-like
Exons: 8
Coding region: 257-985 (242 amino acids)
Biological process (GO): intracellular protein transport; endoplasmic reticulum to Golgi vesicle-mediated transport
Cellular component (GO): endoplasmic reticulum membrane; endoplasmic reticulum
Source: RefSeq, a predicted model, not a curated record